Messenger RNA from Fusarium pseudograminearum CS3096, 2577 nucleotides. RefSeq lists its product as uncharacterized. Lineage: Eukaryota; Fungi; Ascomycota; Sordariomycetes; Hypocreales; Nectriaceae. The coding region runs from base 1 to 2577 and encodes 858 amino acids. The record is from RefSeq and is a predicted model, not a curated record. Gene Ontology annotation, biological process: regulation of transcription by RNA polymerase II. The transcript is spliced from 3 exons. Gene Ontology annotation, molecular function: RNA polymerase II cis-regulatory region sequence-specific DNA binding; DNA-binding transcription factor activity, RNA polymerase II-specific. Gene Ontology annotation, cellular component: transcription regulator complex.
AUGUCUUCAUCACUAUACCACCCAAGGCCGGUGCUGUCUUCGCAAAGAUAUACACCAUCACCAGACUAUCUUCAAGAUGCUCGACGAACAUAUCACAACAACAGCCGCCUGCCACUACGGGAAACCGCCAGUAAUGCGCAAUCACACAACUUCAACAGCAUGGUUCCGUGCUAUUCAAACCCAGUUGGCAUCUCGCCUUCAGUGCCAGCCAGCCUUCCAGCUCCCAUGAUCCCCUCACAAUCAUUCGAGUGCCUCUACCGCGUGCCUACACCAAGAAACCAACCUCGCUUCCAGCAAAGAAGACCACGAAAUGGAGUCAACCCUCUCUACUUCUGGCCUGCUUUCCGCCAGUACCGCAACCGACAAGCACACAAAGACACCCAGAAGGACAAGGGUGGUGUUUGGAGGAGACCCGAGCUUGAAGAUGCAUUUGUUGACUCCGUUCUUCUCAUGCCUCACAUGGGACGUCGCAAGUUCUCCAUGGGAGGAAAGCUACAUGGGCGCAACAUGCUUAUUAGCGAAUACAUCUUCACAAUCUGUGUUGCCAUUCUUGGUAGCAAAGAAAUUUUCCGAAUCGACAACAGCAACGACAGCAUUGAACAGAUGGGACGCAAACAGGUCUCAAGUCAUAUGCAAGUAGUCAAGAAGUUCUUCGAAGACUUGCGAUGCUUUCACUUCCUUUUCCCUGCUGAGGAGAAGAAGGAGCCUGGCUCCACAAACUCAGAUGAUUACUAUGACGAGGAGGAACAAGAAUCCUUCAAGUCCAACCCCGUUCUUACUGCUCUUGCUGAGGGUCGAGUACCCGAUGUCAAGCCUAAUUACGAAUACUUCUCACAACUUCUGGCUCUCCAGUCUCUGAUCUCAGUCCGACCCAAGACAGCAGAGGUUUAUGUCUCUUCUUCCGAGGUCAAGUUCAGAGACGAAAUUGCCUACGACGCACAAGACGCUCCUCUGGACACUGAGUCCUUCCCUCACCUUAACAAGUACAACAAUUGUGAUGACAGCCCAAGUGUUCUCGGCAAGGAUGUGCUACUUCAUGAGUACACCCGAUCUCUGGAUCGAACCACUUCUGCCUGUGUCAAGACGGUUACCCGCCGAUGGCAGAAGGAUGCGCCCGAGAUCUACGAGACUCUCGAGCUCCCCACCCGUGAUGAGGAGUGUUUGCUCCUUGAGAUGUGCGCAACUCUUGAGUUGCAUGAGCACGCUCGCUUCCCUUCUGGGUCUGAGCUCACUGGCUUUGUUGAGGUGGCAAUCACAAACCCCAACCUCCAAAGCCACCGCUGGAAGUGUGUAACCCGCCUCACCCGGCCGUCCGAGCUUCACAGCGAUGACAAGAAGUCGAGCGUAUACACCAACGAGACCGGCAUCCACCGUCGAGGCUGCAGCGAUUCCAAACCUGACUGCGACUGCCACUCUCGCCCUCGUCAGGACAUCCAUGUUCCCUUCCCUGCUGUCGAGUGGGCUAGCAUCUUGAGCAUGGCUGUUCAGUACCCUGAUGUUGAGCACCAGCGCAAGAAGGAGAAGCGUACCAAGGGCGAUGAUCGCAAGAAUCUCGACCGUGCUGGUAGCAAGCGCAAGCGCUCAGAGGACGACGGUGAUGCCGCUUCUUGGGCUCGCCGCGAUCUUACAGGCAGCGACCUCAUCUGCAAGGUGGCCAUGUACCAAGAGCUUUGGUCGUGCGCCCCCGACUCGAACCGAUGGGCUCGACAGGGCAUUGUGUUCUGGCGAUUCAACACAACCAACCAAUGGUACAAGUACAACCCAGUUUUCAAGCCCGCUGGCACCUCAUGGCGAUGGUUGACUGUCAACGACCCCAUGUCCCGUUACCACCAGCAAAAGGCUCUCGUCUACCCUUCAGCCUCCAUGUCCCGAGACUCUAUCAUGUCUCCUACUCCUUCAAUCAACCAGCACAUGACAGCGGCGAUGAACGAGACAUUUAGUUCUGCAUGGGAUCCCAGUGUGAGCCUGGCCCAAGUGCCAAAUGUCGCUGCAACAAACAAUGGACUUACAUUGUUCGAAUCCUUUUCUGGUGGCCUCGCUACACCUCCACCAACCGCAGGCCUACAAGGGUCGUACCCAGGAAGCUUUGACCACGGUAUGCCUCCAAGCACAGGUGUUGGCUUCAUUCCGUCUACAUGCAGCACAGCGGGUGAGAGCCAUCCUGGCACUGGUCAUGGACACAGUCACAGCGCGGCUUACUACGAUGCGCAAACGACACUGGCAGAUCUCAAGCCUGUCAUGUCUACAGUCAACCCCUACCAGAGCCCAACAACAUCAUCAGGACUGGAUCUUUCAAGCUCCCUUGUCUAUGAUAACGCAGAGUGCGACACUGGCCUCCAAGGCUGGGACAUGCCGGCGUUGGACGGGUGGUCCACAGGCGCAGGAAGUGGAUCAGAAUGGGGAUCUCACCACAAGGUCGAGCCUAGCAGUGACCAGGCAGCUCUAUGGACACAAUCACAAUGGGCACAAAUGGCGGGAGACCGUGACGGCAGCCCUCGACCGAUGAAGCGAAGAAGAGGAGACGGCAUUGAUAGUCAUAUACCACCAACAAUGACAGCAGCAGCGGGAGGAUGGUGA